Molecule: messenger RNA, 15323 nt
Organism: Asterias rubens (European starfish)
Lineage: Eukaryota; Metazoa; Echinodermata; Asteroidea; Forcipulatida; Asteriidae
Product: voltage-dependent L-type calcium channel subunit beta-3-like
Exons: 10
Coding region: 973-3183 (736 amino acids)
Biological process (GO): neuromuscular junction development; chemical synaptic transmission; regulation of voltage-gated calcium channel activity
Cellular component (GO): voltage-gated calcium channel complex
Molecular function (GO): high voltage-gated calcium channel activity; protein binding
Source: RefSeq, a predicted model, not a curated record
AUCCGUAUAAAUAAUCACCUUGGCUAGCCAGUGCAUGCAGAAUUUCAAAAAUAGUCGUGCGUGUGUGCGUGUGUAUUGAUGUUUCUUGCAUUGGAUUGCAUCUGUAAUACUCCAAAGGGCCCCAACUGAAUACAACACGCCCCGUUCACAAGCUAGGCAGUGUGGGUGAACUGCUUCACCCUUUACAUUAGUCAAGUACGCCCAGCGCCAUGAUGGCUUGUAGAUGUAGCUGACGUGUUAAGGCCGGGUCUGAUUCGAUGGUGAUUUGAUGGAGGUCCGCUUCGACUAGUUAUCAUCAUCAUUAUCAUCAUCAGAGAGAAUGCUGCACGCAUGUAUGCAUGCACGGCGCACAUAGGAAAUGCAUCUUGGAUACAUGGACAGUGUGUAACGUAUAGGCCACCGCCUUGCAUCUCAGACCGAGACUUAUAUUCACUCAACAGUGUGGUUAAUGUCUGCUGGUUUAUGUGAAGUCUUUAAGAAGCCGGCUACGUACAAGAUGGAUGCUCUAAGGUAGCUCUUCCUCCUGCCUGUCAUCUGUUAGAUCACUCACAUCCUAGGAGUGCCCGGUUCCUCGGCGUCUCAAGACAUUUACCUGAUAGAGAACAGAAACCAUCCACUGUUCCUUAACCAAGGUAACCAUAUGAGUACUGUACCAAGGAAAAAAGAUGUGGACGAUAAAUUAACUGGAUACCUGAAGGUAAUGGAAGGCAUAUGUACACACUGCACCGGAAGGUUUCAACAAAAUUAUAGCUCGAUUGAACUGGUAUAAUGUACUUGGAGCCAGGAUUUUAUAUCUCAUAAGUAGAUCUUGACAUCAUUCUAAGACUUUUAAGAUUUGAGAAGAAAUCUUGUGUAUUUAUCGGACCUCUUCAUCCUCCAUUUGAUACUGUGAUGAGAAAUACCUACAAGCAGUUGGACGUCUUGUAGUUAUUUUGAAUCUACAAAGCCCACCAUUGUAAGGAUUUUACUGCCAUGACUUGGACCCGCAAGGAUCGCGGAUCAUAUUCUUCAGUGAGCCAGUUUGAUCCCGAUUAUUUCAUGUCAACUGACGAGGGUUCAGAAGACUCAAACUAUGGCCGGCCGUCAGAUUCUGACCUCUCACUGGAUGAGGAGCGAGAGGCAAUCAGACGGGAGACGGAGAGGCAAGCCCUCGCUCAGCUUGAGAAAGCCAGGACGAAACCAGUGGCAUUUGCUGUUAGGACGAACGUAGCGUACGACGGCUCGAUAGAUGACGAUUCACCAGUGCAAGGCUAUGCCAUCUCAUUUAAAACUAAGGACUUCCUUCAUAUCAAAGAGAAAUAUAACAAUGACUGGUGGAUCGGCAAACUGGUACGAGAAGGGGUAGAUGUUGGCUUUAUUCCAAGCCCUGCGAAGCUUGAGAAUAUGAGGAUACAGACAUCAACGAGUAGGACCAAACUCAUGAACAACCGGAUGCCCCAGUCCCCAUCUGGGCGGACAAAUUACCUUCAGAACAAAGCCUCAACCCUACCCCUUAACAGCAAAAGUAGUUACCCAACUUCCCCACGUCAUAGCAGAUCCACCAGCGGCCUGAGCUCCACCUCUAACCUGGGUGACAUCAUGGGACUGGCAAACACAAAGAACGCCAACUCGAGGGGGUCUACGCCACCAACGCCUGGUGUAGACUUGGAUCAAAACGGCACGGCAGAUGUAGAUGACAAUGAGUCGCUGAGUAGGUCAAAGAGUAGCACCAUCUCACCACAACCCAAAGAGAAGAGGAAACCAUUCUUCAAAAAGACAGAGAAUAUACCUCCAUAUGAUGUAGUCCCUUCGAUGCGCCCGGUGGUCUUAGUUGGUCCAUCGCUGAAAGGCUAUGAAGUGACCGAUAUGAUGCAGAAGGCUUUAUUUGACUACCUCAAGCGCAAAUUUGAGGGAAGAAUAUCAAUUACAAGAGUAACUGCAGAUAUAGCACUAGCCAAACGUUCCGUAAUGAACAACCCCAAUAAGCGUGCAAUAAUGGAGCGUUCAAACAGCCGCUCCAACAGUAUAGCGGAAGUCCAAGCUGAGAUUGAGAGAAUAUUUGAGCUGGCCCGCUCUCUUCAGUUGGUCGUGUUAGACUGCGACACCAUCAACCAUCCCGCUCAGCUAUCAAAGACUUCCCUUGCCCCGAUUCUCGUCUACGUCAAGAUCACCUCUCCGAAGGUUUUACAAAGGCUGAUCAAGUCACGAUCAAAGUCGCAGAGUCGCAACUUAAAUGUGCAGCUGGUGGCAGCAGAUAAACUUCAACAGUGCCCGCAUGAGCUGUUUGAUGUCAUACUAGAUGAGAACCAACUUGAAGAUGCAUGUGAACAUCUGGCUGAGUAUCUUGAGGCAUAUUGGAAAGCAGCGCAUGGUCCAGAGCCAACAACACCACCGAAACCAACACCAGCUCACAACUCUGUCUCGCGGACAUCCUCACCACUUCACAGUCUACUGUCUCGUGUUGGAUCCCAUAGACAUGACAAGCAUAAAAGGAAAGGAAAAGACGACCACGACGGCCAUAACAAUGACCGUUACGACAGCCAUCAAGACCAAUAUGAUGAGAGUGGAUACCGAAGCAGCGACUGUAGGCCAGACUACUCGGAUCGUCGUGAUGAUCGCGACCACGAUGACGACAGAGCGUUAUCACCUGAUGAGCGCCCUCGACGGUCAAAUGAUUUAUAUAAUAAUGAGCGGAAUGCCCCUUCAUCACGAGAUCAACAUGAUUAUGAUCAUGAGUAUGACCACAGGCGUCACCCGCGAGACAGGACUCGUGAUCGCGAUGUUGAGCGGGGUCGCGAUCGUGACCGUGGGUACGACCAUCGCAGCGGUGGUGCUGACCCUAGGGAAAGCUCCAGAGGAUCCAGGGACAGGCUUAAUGUUGAACGCGAUGCAGUAAGGUACGAGAGCGAUUAUCAAGAGCGUGGCUCACAACGAGAACACUAUGACCCACGAGGGCGCCAUGACUCAUCGGAUAGGUCUCGAGGAGGCAAUGCGGACAGGGACAGGUACCCAGAACGAGGAAGUGGUACUAGCAGUGGACGUUCCAGAACACGGGAUAGAGAUAUUGAGAUGGAGGACAUGUAUGAGCGUGCUUCUCGCUCUGGCCCGUACCCAGACCAGUAUUCCCACUACUCAGAGGGUCCUCGGGAACGUAUACCUCGUGACCCUUCACCCUCUCCCAGGUCACGUGGAGGCCGACCUUAACUUGCCGGGAAUCUUUUCGGACACCUAAGAAUUGACCUUGGGCAUCUGAUAUUUCCGUUGGCGAUUUAGCUCUCAUUAUCUGAGAGCAUCCAUUGUGGUGUUGACUACCAUCUUAUGCUGGCCUUGUCAUCAGGAACGUCAUUUGAACUUGUGACCUUACAGUCUGAGUGACCUCUAUGCAGGUCGUGCACAAGUUCACUGGUAACCAAGGUUUUGUAGGCUUAACUAUUGCUGAAGAGCUAUGUCAGUUUAGGCAAUGGAUGGGAACAAUUUGAGGUCUGAAGGGUCGGAGGACUAAGUUUGGUGAAUGUUUUUAUUUUGUAAGAGUUCACUUAGUAUCACUAUGUCAACUUCAGAGCUUUCUCACAUGUAUUAUUGUUUUACUUCAAGAGGUGCUGUUGGAAAUUCUCACAAGCGUGUGUAGAUAUGGUACCCUGUAAUUCUGCGCAUUGUUACAAAAAACCAAAGGUAUGUUUUGAGAUACAUGUAAAUGCCAAAAAAAAAAAAAAACUAAGAAAUUGUGUCACUGUUGAUGGGUCAUCUAUAGUGACCUAGCUGAUCGAAAAAGCUGGUUAACGGCAAACCUAAAACUUGGAAAUCACCAAAUUUGGUUCUAGUCUGGCUCUAAGGACCUCGUGGACUGGGCUAAAUCCAACAGUGCUUUUAGAAAGAUAGGGCAACUUCACAAACCACAGCCGUUUGUGAGCUCUUGGGUAUUUUAUGUCACACUGUUGGUUGUUAAGGCUGUCUAGCGCCCAAACUCCUGUGCGGAUCUCGGAUUCAAAAUGCCAGGGAGAGUAAACCUCAUUCACUUUGGACCUGAUUCUCUGAGGUGUUAGGAAUAUUUAACAACGUUAUGUCUACAGUGGAAUAUGAGCUUUCCUGUGGUGUUGUAUACAGAGAUCCAUUGCCUCAGUACUAACUUGAUAAUAGUCCAGUACGUCAACGGACACCUACAUUUAUAGCAUCUGGCGUCGGGGUGUUCAUGGAUUGUUUGUCAAUCUAUUUCAUGGACCAGCCAUUUGGGGGUUUGUUUUGUACAAACUACAAGAGUCAAAGGGAGUGCUUAAAUAGGCUGGUGCCUGUACUAAGCAAGUGGCUCUUCAUAGAUAUAGUAGUUUGUGCUUUAGGGUACUCAACUUUUGGGCAGCUGUGAAUAAACUUUUGGGACGAUCUGAAUUUUGCUGGUUUAGAAAUGGAGAUGGUUUGUCAUUCUGGUGGCUCCGAGACUUGUCUACACACUUGAAUUCUGGUCGGGUAUGUGAAGUUCAAGUUGUUUUAUGGAACAACAGAUUCUGCUUUUAAUACUGACAUCAAAACAUUUUAAGGCUGGAGUAUUCAUCUUUGAAAACUCAAAAUCAAAACUUGUAAGCUAUUGACACCCAUCGGUUUGUUACCCUCCUCACGGUCUACUGUCUGCAGCGAACAAACUAUUGAGUAAAUAAUCAAGUAGAUGAUAUAUUUCUUUUGAUUUCUCACGCCUUACGCCACGUUUCAACGCUCAUCUUAAUCCUCAUGGCAAGGUUGUAUUGGAAAGGAGUGUUGUUUCAGUAAUGUAAAAUGUGUAAAGUAAAUAUCAAUUGGUCAAUCUUGGGAUCGAUUUUGGUUGUUAUUUAUUUUUAUGUGUUUUUUUCAGUUUUAAUUUCCCAAAUUUUCUUUAUUGUGAUGUUGAAAAUCAAUUCAACUUUCAGUUGAACACAAUCAGAUCCUUUAAAAACAAAACGAAAUAUGUAUCCUGUUUAGAUUUUUGAAAGGAACCAACAAAGAAAAUAUAUUGAACUUUUAUCGCAAACUUUUUUGCAAAAUGUUAUUGCGCCCGAAAAGAAUUACUUUGGUGUCCAUGAAAACAGAUCGUUCUCAGAUACAGACAAACUGCAUGUAAUGGGCUAAAUAAUAAAUAAAAUUGUAAUGGUGAUAUUGGUGGUCUGUGCUCAUAAUCAUAACUGUAAUAUAGUUCUAGUAAGUGGAGUUGUACUAUUUUUUAAAUAUGCAAACCAAAUCUUUCCAUAUAGGUCAAAAAUGUUGUAUGAGUAGAUGGCUAGGGAAGUGUAUUGUAUUUAGGCUGUAUAUAUACACCAUUGGUAACAUGCUCAGUGUAAACGCAGUGGUGGUACACAAUGUAAUGUUUUUCAUUAUACAUGUACAUGUAACCAUCUAAAAAAAAAAUAGCAAUCUGAAGUGCUUCCGUUUUUUGAGUAAACAAAAAUUUUCAUCAAUGGCGGAGAGAUCACCAAGUAGUUGAUCUUUGCUCCCUAAAUGAUCAGUAAUUAAAUUUGGGUCAGGAAUUAAAUUAAGCAGUUUAUCUGAAAAAAAGGGAGAGAGCAUUCAUGGAGCUUAAAUUUUACAUGUAAGUCAUGCUCAUAUGGGCGUUUCACCCAUUUGGGAUAAUUUGAUACGCUGGUUGACCCCUUCUCCUCCAAUGGAGGUAUUGCUGUUCCCCAAUCGGGUGCUGUUCCCCAAUCGGAUGUUGUUACCCAAUCGGGUGCUGUUCUAACACCUUGUGAUUUAGUCUUUAAAGAGUAUAAAUUUUACUCUGCUGAACAACCGACAGACAUUUUGCCAAUGGUGUAGUUUCUCUGUGCAUGAACUGUAGAGGGAGCCCAUUCCUGUGCUCAUCGGUUUAAGGGCAGAGCCAUUUUGCUGAUAGGGUGGACAAUUUCAUCAUUGAAUGGGACAGGGGCGGAGGAGGUUACGGUGAUCACAACACUAGCUAUUCUGACUUACUGGACAUGGGACCAUCAUUGUGUUUCAAAAAUCCUUUUCUAGCCAGCCAUAUUUUGUCAGCCUAGGUUGGUCUCCAUUGUUGGAAUUAUUAGCCUCAAAAGCACGCUGUUGACUUUUAAGUUUUUUUCAUGUACCAUCAAUAGCAAGAGACCUUUUUUAUACAUUUGCAAGAUGACCACCAGUGAAGUGUAUUCAGUCAAGUUCUUCACUGGUUGGUGUAUAAUCUCUGAUGCUUCCAAACGGGCUGUAAAUGCAACCUACAUCUAUUGAAUACAAAGAAAAUGUUGUUCAAGUUACAACAAGUCAUGUCUGGCAUUGCAGUCGGGUUCCUUCCUCCUCCCUCUUGUCCAUCUCAGUGCCCCGUUCCCUCCCACUGAGAAGCUCAAGUUCUGCACGGAGAAUAUACGGUUCUUUCUCAAGAUUUUCAAAAUAACUUGGUGACCAUAAACAGUUUUAUAAUGGUAUGGACCUGUUUAAUGUGGAAGUAGGCUGUCCGACGUAUAUAUCUCCAUAAAAGUUUAAAGAAUGAAAUUAUAAAACCCACACUUUUUAUCUAUGCAUUUUAGCUGGUUAAAGUGUCCAAGCUGGCAGUUUUGUGGAAUCUCUCAAAAUAAGCACACAUUAUAUAAAUAUAUAAAUAUGAAAAGUGAAUUGUACAUGUUUGAGAUGAUCGACGGUUAUUUAAGCAUCUUAGACGUAUUGCUGUAUUUAAAAAACAAAACAUUUUAGCACUGUUUUGGCAAAACCUCAAGGAAAUGAAUUUGCAUUGAAUUGAGAGAUUUGUAUGAAUAAAUCAGAACAAAUAACCAAGAACUACUGACAUUAUGAGCACAAUAUGAAGGCAGCAGUCAUAGCUACUUGCUAUUAGAAACAUUGUUUGAACCAAUCAGUCAUUGAACUUUGAAUGGAAGAGGCAGGGCAGUUUAGUUUGUAAUAAGAGUCUCAAAUUGGUGUAUUGAAACAUUCAAAAUGCACCAAAGCAUUUGUCAAAGGUAGUUAUGUCAAUGAAGUUGAAUCCAUGUAUUUCCGAGGAACUUAAGAACAAGAUAAUAGACAUGGAGAAAAAUUGUUUCUUCUCCUUGGAUGCAACCAAGAACCGAAUGCAUCUGCUGUUCAGUUUAUUUUCAGAGCUGUAAUGUCUAAGGCAACAUGUUACCAAGGAGGGGUACACUGACAAACUGCCUGGGUUUUUUUCCCCAGAGAGUUCAAGCCUUCAGAAGAGCAAAACAAGUUCUCGCUGUCGUACUUUUCACAAAAGAUGUACUAAAAUUAAACGAGAUAAACUAGGAAACAAGUUAGUAUUACCUUCAACUUUUUAACCAAAAACAUCCCCUUUUUCUCUUUUUCUUGUUCAUCAAAUUGUCAGGGUCGUUAUAUUAUUUGUGCAAUAACUGUAGAUUAAGGCAUUUGGAAUGCUGUUUUUUCAAUUCAGUCUAUAUAACCAUGUGUAUAGUCUAACCGUAAGUGUAAAGAGGGCAUCGGUCUCAAACUGCCCUAAAGCUGUGUAUCAAACAAACACAAUUACUUAUUCAUGUAUCAAAAAAAGACAGUUACUUAUUCAUAUACCAAGAAAAACACAGUUACUUAUUCACACAGCCAACUCCCUCGACUGUUUCCACUGAAAAAGACUGAAAGGCAGAAAUGUGAUGAUAUGUAGCUAUUUUAACUUGUAUGGUGCAAUACUUGCUGGGCAAAACGUGUACUGAAACAAAAGACAAUCUGUAAAAAAAAAAAAAUAGGCAUCAUAUUUAAUCCAAACUGUGAGCAAGGUAAGCUGUGCUUGACGCUGUGCGAUUUAAAAUCACAUUUUAACUACAAGUGAUAUUGACUUAAACUAAUCAUAUGUAUUUACAUGUAUACAUUACACAUUUCAGAUAGCCUUAUACAUAUAUACGUAUAUAUGUAUCUGUUGAUAUUAAUGUAAACAUUUAUGAUUGUGUAUACAGAUAUGUGGUGUUUAUAAACAAUCAAUUGGGUCUCCCCUUUUCAGUUGAUUUUUGUUUUAACCUGUUGUCAACCCCCUGUUCUGGUUUCAGGUAGGUGAUCAAACUUUGGAAUGUUUUAAGUGACUUGUAUUGUGAGAACAAGGUUGAAAUGGUUUCCGAAUUGGAAAUUCAACAAAAAACUUCAAAGGAGAUUUGAAAAGAGAUAGAUUUCUUUACUCUCAGACAGAAAAGCUGGCUUGAUCCAAAAACUAAGAGUGUGACUAAAAUGGCUGUUAAUGCUUUAUUUGCCAACCGUUAAACACUGUCGCUUGAGCCAUGAUGUAAAAGCCGCUUGUUCAUGAAGACCGUAUGCACAUGCACCUUACUCUGCCUCUUCCGCAAAUGAAGGACACAAUGUAGAAGUCCAAAUUGCAGAAACAUUUCAGACUUUUGUUGGACUUAAUGGGUGAGACUUCAUGGAUUGGUCUGUUGAUGUUCAAAGGACACGUAUUAAGAUCAAAUUAGGAAAACUUGUUCUCACUGCAUGAUGUUCUUCACAAGUAUUUUCUGAUUGCCUAUUCAUGAAUGUUUGGGACAGGCAUUGGUAAUGAGUCGCUCACUCUCAUUGAAUCAAUAUAAAGUACACACUAGACCCUUUCACAAUGCUAGCGCACAUACACCCGCGUCUCUUGUCAACCAUUUGGUGUGUCAAAACAGGCACAAAAGGAUGGUACACGUGUUUACGCACCUCCGAACAAUGCGCAUCUACCAUUUCUGCCUUUUUGGGGAGUCUGUUCCCUGUUUGCAUGUUUUGACAAACAAAAUGGCAGAUAUGAUACUGCCAUCCAAUCAGAGCACUGCAAAUUUCAGAUUGUCAAAUGAUUUGUUGAAUGAGAGGUAAUGACUGCCUAAUGCCUGGUAACUUUGCAACUUUUCAUGAAAAAUCUUAACUUAAAAACUUGCAUAUCACUUACAUGACAAAUAUUGUAUCGUAAAUGUAAUGGUGUAUUACGCCAUUGCAACACACAACUUUAUAUCUUUGAAUCAAGCACACUGAUGGGGAAUGCCAACCUAGAAGCUCAAGUGUUUUGUGAAUUGUUUAACCUUUGAACUGUGUAUUCUUUCUUUUUGGACUUCCAAGUCAUUGCAUUUUAUGAUGUUUAUAGUUUUGAUUAUCAAAACAACAUUCUUUGGGUUAACAUUGUGUAGCCUCACAAAAAAGACCCCCCGAAAUUGUAUUUAUAUAAAGAUGUUUUUUUUCUCCAUAUAAACUGAAACAGCUAUUUGUUGAUAAUUACUUGGUUCAAAUGUUUCCUAUAUAUUGUGCCUUUUAUUAUUGUUAUUAUUAUUAUUAUAUACAUACAAAUUGUAUUAUAAAUGCAUAUAGUGGGUUCAUAAUUGAGAUUUUUCAUACUUUUUAAUUUCUGUUGGCCCAACUCCUGUUUUCAACCAGCACUUGUUUUUUAUUGUGAGUUUCUUGUUUUAACUUUUAAUGUUCGGCAAAGUGUUUUCUCUACCCCUUGUGGGAGUACAGUAUUUUUUAUGUAAAAAUGAAACGGUAAAGAUGUAUUUAUUGAAAGAAGGCUAUCGAGAGUGGCAUAUCGGAUUCAUGUAGUAGCGAGGAACUAGCAGGGGCUAUUGAUGUGAAGUUAUCUGUUUGUUGAUGUACUAUGGUCAUUCUUAGAGACAAAGUAGAACAUGGGUACAUGGGAGGCAUGCAUUCAUUUCGAUCUGCUGGUGUCAACAAUGGGUUCCAGAAUGAAUAAUUCAUCUUCAGGUGUGCUUCAUACAACUCUGGAGUUUGUUUGAAUUUACUUGGGGACUAUUCAGAAUUGUCAAUGUUUAAACAUUUUUUUUUACUUUUUUUUUUGGGGGGGGGGGGUGAUUUAAAAAAAUAACUGAUAAUAAAAAUUCAGUUUUUAUUUUAAAUAGUUAUAUACAUUAUAUACAUAAGAUACACUAUUCAACAACUGAAGAAAAAAAAUAUAUCAAGGUGGCAAAAACAUCACUUUCAUUCCUGAUUAAACUGCAAAGUAAAGUUUGUUUGUUUAAGCCAGGAAAAGCAGUCGGUAACUACUGCUUUUGACACUUUUGAUCUGACUUUUUGGUUUAUUUAAGGCAUUACUUUAUUCGUCAGUGUAUAGAAUAUAUUACGAAGCCAUCAAUAUUAAUAAGUCGAUAUUUGGUCGGUUGGGUGGUUUAAAACAAAUUUAAAACUAAAAGUUAACAUUGACUAUUCUAAAUGGUCCCCUUUAAUGGAAAAAGUUGUUCUAUCAAAAGAUGAUAGUGUUUGACAAUCAAAAUGUUUCUCAGGUUAAAGAUUCAAAGUAUUUUGUUUUGGAAUUUCAAUACUUUAUUUAUUAAGUUUUGACCUUUUGACCUGUUGUAUAAUUCUAAAGGUCUGUAUUCCCAUGUUUUCAGUAUCCUGUGGUUGGCCAGCCACAGGUGCCUCUUGGUAGGAAUGGAACCCAUUGACCUUGUUUAGAGCAGAUGAUUGAAGCCGUGCCAUUGCCAAUGUUGUACUUAUCCUUUAAAUAGCCACACAUCUAGUUCAUGUUAGAACGUGUUCACAUGGAGCAAGUUCCAGUGCUGGUUGACCAUUGGUUGACUACUGUGGUUGACCAUUUGGAACCAGCCUCGGGACCUGUGGUUCAGAAGGGAACCAGUGACACUAUAGCGAAAAGGUUUGAAGGCAAUGGAAGUGUUUAAUAACGUGGUACCGAUGGUUGACUAGAUUUUCAAACGAGGCGUUCAAGUGAGUGCGUUACUGCGCAUGGAAGUUGCUGGUCAGUGGUCCAUUAUGGGUCGACUAAAAUAACGUGAGCACUUGAACUUGCUCAUUGCUGUUAACUUUGAUGACAAUACUGCAAAUAUAGACACUUUGCUCCAGAUGUCGUUGCUGUGGGACACAACCCUCAGGUAGAGGAUAUGGCCCAUCCUAAGCAAACACGCAGACAUCUUAGCUGUGCGUUUUCCAUUGUUCACCAUUGUUUUACUUCUAAGAUGGCGGCAGGGUUACAUCAAUGUAUAAGGUUAUUGCCUCAGCAACAAUUGUCACUAUGGUAUAGACAUACUCUCUUACCUCCAUACUUUGGCUUACACAUAAGGUGUAGCAUAACUGUUGGAUGCUCGAGGUCAUUGGUCUUAAACACAACGGUGGCGUUUUAUAACAGAACAACUUCCUUAUCUACAUGUCAAAUUAUUGUAUUUAUUCAGUUGUGUAUAUUUGAGAUUUUAAAAAAAAUAGAGAGUUUUUUGACUACACAAAUAUUCUAUAUUAAGGUGUGUGAUACUUACUUUUUUUUCAGAUUCCAAAGUUAUUGAAAUAUUUGCCAAGAACUUUGACAGUUUUUUGCACCUGGAAUGUUUGAAAAUUCUUAAGAGUUUUGAUUUAUUUGGGGGCUAGUGUGAUCGGAUUUGUGCCUGAGAGAGGAUUGGUUCUUGCCUUUGUGUUUCCACAAAUAAUUUUGAAGUGAUCACUGUUUUCAGAUUGACAUUGCAUGAUGCUGAGUGGUCUGAAACCAUGCUUUAGUUCUGACAAGGACUUUAGGAUGUUAGUCUGAUAACUGUUCACACUUAUCAGCUGUGCUGAUUCGUCUAGAAUGAUUUGAUAUGCUACUGGCUACCAAUCAAAAAUGUUGUUUCAUUGGGAUCCAAUGUUUUUUUUGUCAACAAAGGAAAUUUGUUCUGUUGUUUGAUAUCCAUCAAUUUAUUGAGUCAGAAAAACACUGAAGAUAAGGAAAUCUUAACAUUUCUUUCAAAGCAGGUAUAUACCUACUCAAAACAAUUUUAGCUCGCAUAUUUCACUUUGACAUUAAAAAUAACAUUGCAAAUGACUGCAUAGUUUUGCAGCCCCUUGGAUUUUCAUCUACCAAAGUUUAAAUGUAUCAUUUGUGAAUUUCACUAGGCAAGAAAAAUCCUCUUUUUGUGAGCUUGCUGCAAGUCAGCAGCCAUGUUUUGCUAUUGGCUGUCUAUUUACAUACAUCUUUGCGUUUGUGGUACAUCGCUUGGUCUAUUAAUAGAAAUAUCCACAAAUAGUGUAAUACUUUUUUGUGGCAGGUAUUGUUUUUGUGGAAUGUGUGUCAUGUGACUAUGUCAUGUGACUAUGUCAUGUGACUUGUCAUGGGACACAAACCAACCCUGCUGGUUCAGGGUAACCUGUUGGUUGUACAGAUUUUAAAAAGCUUUAAAACACAGCUGUUGAAAAUUGAAAGAGAAACCAAAUAAUGCUAUCUGGUAUAGUAACACGUGAUUAUUCAUAUGCAGGGGCCAUUGUAGGCCACCGACAUGAAUAACUUCUAUUUGAUCUAUAGGAAAAGCGCUGUGAAAAGGAGGUACAAUUUGGGUGGCAGGAAAAGGAAAUUUGAAGGACUGUGAAAGUAGAAAUCCUUUGAGUGUUGUGCAAGUUUAUGCCAGUAAAGUGUUUAAAACAAGGGUUGUUUAGUACUGAGUGUAUGUAUUCAUAUUCCAGGCUUAAGCUCCUUAAAACUUUCCAAGAAAGUUUGUUUGCUUUUUUUGUAUCUUAGAACACAAGUAUGCACUAAAGGGAUAAUUCAUCAUGAGUAUGUCUUGCAUUUUAAACUUUUUUUAUUAACUUAAAACAUGUUUAGUAAAAUGGGGGGAAAGUUAGUCGUUAUUUAUUAAACUGAAACGGAAUGUUAUGGGCGCUGAUCACAUCAUGCUGAUAAACAUUUUUUUAUCAAGGCCCAUUUUUUAAAAUUAUUGAUAUCCCAAAUAUUUGAUCGAGGGAUUGUUGAUCCUGUCAAUUGGUUUGUUUCCUCUUCUUAUAUAACUUCUUGAACCAUGUCUGUUUGAAGCUUCUUACACUUUGAAAAUAACAAGUAAAAACUGAAACAAAAAGGUACAGCUGAAAAUCUGUUUGUGUAACAAAUUGACUUGGGUUUUUAACCCCAGGUCUUGUGACUGAGACGCGAGCCACAACUAUUUUUUGCACAUUUCUUAUUAUUUCAUUUUGAUGGAUAACUUAACUUUUUUAUCAAAACUGCUUUUUGAAUUUAUAGAUUUGGAAGGCAUUUUAUUCUUGCACCAGUUUAUGACUUUAUUUCAGUAUUACCCAAUCAGCACUUCAAAAAAUUUUCCCUGAGUACUCAUCAAAGAUCUAUAGUACAAGUUUUUCUGAAUUGUUAUAAUAAAAUUUACAAAAAAAUUCAUUGUACGGAAUGAAGUUUCUGUAAUGAAAUGGAAUAAUACUCGGUUUUUCAAUAAAGUACUGUCUGCUUCAUUCCAAUGCAUGAAACGCCUAAUGUUCAGGGCUCAUUCAUUGGAUAAUGCAGUUUUAUCAACAUUUUUUAUGACCAAUAACUUAGAUUUAGAUUGUAAAGUAAAUUGGAAACAUUUCCAUGGAAUGGCUCUAUUUGAUAGAUAGAUUUCAAUCAAUCAUCCUCGUCUUGUUAAAAAAAUAAAGUUCUAUUAAUAAUCUUAGGACAUUUAGCUUAAUGGGGGAUCAGAAAACACAUUUUAACCAAAAUGAAACUACGUUUUUAUUUCACAAUAAGCGUUAUCCUUAGCCUUAAAUGAAUAUUGUAACAUAACAACUUUGAAGAUCUUCCAAAUUCAAUUGUAUAUGUAUUAGACUAUUGUAUAACAAAGUGUGAAAAUGAUACUAUUGUUAUUUGUGGCUAUUAGUGGUCUUUUUCUACAACAGUCAUAUCUGCAUUUGGGUAGGUUAGAACAGCCAGAUAUUACAACAUUGGUUUUAUCUUUGUGUGCAAACACUUUACUAAACUGUGGUAAACAACAAAUUUCUCUCUAUAACUCUUUCAGAUUUUGAAAAAAAAGAAAAGAUAUCAGGUAAAUACUAAACAUAUUAUUAUGGUGUGAUUCAACCAGUUUUGUAUCUAGUUGAUCAGCACAAUUGUACUCAUAAAUUUAUUAAUCAAAUUUCUUCUGAAUAUUUGAUUCAUACUUAAAAACGAAACACCCCCCCCCCCAAAAAAAACAAAAAACAAGAUGUGGUCCAAAUUAUGUUACCUUAUAACAAUGAAGUCCUAAAUUGGAGAAUAAACUUAAGUCCUAGGCUCAGGGCGUAUCUAGGCUAGGGGGGUACCAAGGCUUAGGGCAUACCUAGGCUAGGGGGUACCAAGGCUCAGGGCGUACCUAGGCUAGGGUACCCCCCUUUUCACCUAUUUGGAAAGGUCAUUUAGAUGAAAAUCCACAUAAUUUAGUAUUAAAAGUACUUCCAAUUCACUUCCAAUGCCUCACAAACGCAAUCACUUUUACUCUGCGAUCCCUUCAACCCGAUGACUAGCAAAUUAUUAAGAAGAAAAAAAAACUACAUUAUUCUAUAGCCAUUGAUCCCAAGAUAAGGGACUGGAAAAUGCAAAUUAUCCACAUUGUUAAACAAAAAUGAUAUAAUGUUUACCUGCUGUAGUAUUACAGUAAGUAACUCUUACAGGUACUUCAUGUGUAAAAACAAAACGUUUAGCCUAUGGUAUCUCUGUUGUGACCCACCAGGGCCCAUUGUCAUGGCUCUGCUUACCGCUGAAUUCUGCGCUUGCGAUUACCAUUCUCUGCUUACAGGGCAAGCGCUGACUUGUAUGCACUAGCUGUGUAAGCGUAGAAUACCUAGUAACAUGGAGUAUGCACAGGCAAAAUUUCUCUACUAUGAAAUAUGCUUGACGUAAGCUUGGAAUUCCCUGCAUCUGUAACACAGUAAGCAGUGAUUAUUGCUUAUGCUAAGCAGAUAUUAUUGCUUACAGUAAGCAGAGCCUUGACAUUGGGCCAAGGUGUAUUGUGGAAAACUGAAAGUACGUACUUGGCUGAUCAUAUCAGCUCACAGCUGUGCAUUAACAGUAGACUUUUUUUGCAAUAUGUAUAAACUUGUUGUAGUCUCAGGCUUUAGAUCAUUGCCGGAAUUCUUGAAGGUAUUUCUCACAUUAAGAAACGAAGGACUGUAUAACUUCCACUAUGUUUUGCAAUACAAACGAUUGUUCUUAAUGUGCAUCCUUGCUAAAAUGUUUUACAAUUUUAUUUUUUAAACUUCUCAUAAUUCAAAAAUAUACUUCAUAUAUUGGGAAAGUGUAGCCUAAAGUAGUUGUACCUACAAAUCAUCCAUAUAUCAAUUAUUACAUGGUAUCAAUUAUUACACAAUAUCGAUUAUUACGGUAUUGAUUAUUACAUGAUAUUGACUAUUAUGGUAUUGAUUAUUUCAUGGUAUCCAUUAUUACACAAACACAUCAUCUGCACUAGCUUCUCAUGUUUGGCCAACAUCCAUUGUGUGAAUGGCGUGGAAAAACUAUAUAUAAACAAAGAGUUACUUUUUGAAUUAUAAAUAUAAUCAUUAUGAUAAAAAAAAAGAUCAAUUUAAAGUAAUAUUCAAUUGUAGUGGUGAGCUUGUGUGAGGGAAGGGGGUUGGUGGCACUGUGUUAUGCUAAUGUCAAACUAUUCAAAGCAGUACAUGUAUGUCUGGCGGUAUAUGGUUCAGCCAAGUUCCGAUUUGUAAAUAAAUUUUUAAUUGCUUCUAUCAGCUAA